Nymphalis io (European peacock) is the source of this 2302-nucleotide messenger RNA. RefSeq names its product probable protein BRICK1-B (gene HSPC300). Gene Ontology annotation, molecular function: protein-containing complex binding. Bases 144 to 374 code for a protein of 76 amino acids. Gene Ontology annotation, biological process: regulation of actin polymerization or depolymerization; actin filament organization; cell motility. The record is from RefSeq and is a predicted model, not a curated record. Gene Ontology annotation, cellular component: SCAR complex. The transcript has 3 exons. Lineage: Eukaryota; Metazoa; Arthropoda; Insecta; Lepidoptera; Nymphalidae.
AUUAACACAAUUAACAUUACUAGUUUUUGACAUAUUCGCAUGAAUGAAUGAGAACUUAAUUUACUACAUCGUAUUUGCAAAAGCAAUCAUCGAAGCCCUCGGACGUGAUUUGUUAAACAAUAAAACUAUUAAUCAGUAUCAAAAUGUCUACACCACCUCGGGAAACUAUACAAAAGCAAAUCCAGCAAGAUUGGGCAAACAGAGAGUACAUUGAAGUCAUAACAGGAAGCAUAAAGAAAAUUACUGAUUUUCUUAAUUCCUUUGAUAUGUCGUGCAGAUCUCGUUUGGCUGCAUUACACGAAAAAUUAGUUUCAUUAGAGAGAAAAAUUGACUACUUAGAGGCUUGUGUCACUAAAGGAGAGACGCUUACAUAGGCAGAGAAAUGAACAUUUCAUCUGAAAACUUUUAAAGCAUUUAUUUAUGUAUAUUUAAAUCUCAAAUGCAUUCUUCAUAAUAAUACCUUAAUAAUGUUGAUUAAACUGAAUAUUAUAUUGGUACUUAUAUGCUUGGAUCUUAAAGGAGUCUUUGAAUAUAUUCAAAUAUUUUAAUAAGGUAUUGGUAUUAUUUGUUGUACCAACUUUACUGCUUAAUUUUGUUAAUGACCUACUUAUGACUUUGGCAGGUAUGAAAUUAAAAAAAAAAUCAUCAAAAUGAGUUCACAUUGUUUUCUGUGAUAAUCAUUAAAAAAAAUAUGUUAUAAGCUUAAUUUUUGCAUGUUAAAAUAAGUUUCAUUGACAUAUGAAUUAAAAAAUUAUGAUCAAUGUCUACAUUGACUUAAUUUAUUUAUAUACGAGAUUAUGGAUAGUACAUAGACAUUCUCUAUGGUUAUAGAAGAAAGUGUUCAACAGUAUAUACUAAAAACUCAAUGUCUGAAUGUUAUGAAGUUCAUAGUGUUUUUACUAUUGUGAAUAAUAUUUACUCCAGAGCUAUGUAGUGUAUUGCACCAACUGCAUUGGAGCAGCGUGGUGGAAUAAGCUCCAAACCUUCUCCUCAAAAAGAGGAGAGGAGGCCUUUAGCCCAGCAGUGGGACAUUCACAGGCUGUUACGGUUACGGUAUGUAGUGUAUGAACGGUUGGAGUAAAUGUGUAAUGAAAGAACUUGCUGUUUGAAAUGAAUUCCUAUUCACCACCAAUAAAAGUAUUGCUACUGAAAACAAAAACUAUUUUUAAUCUGUCAACACAUGAUUUAAAUCAAAAUCAAUCAACAGCCAAUCGUUGUCCACUGCUGAACAUAGGCCUCUCCCAAGGUGCGCCAAAGCUCCCUGUCCUCCGCCUUCCGCAUCCAGUUGGUGCCCGCCACCUUCUUAAGGUCAUGAUUUAUCAUUUACUAAAUAUAUAUACAUGUUUUAAUAAUUUAAAUCAGUGGGUUAAAUCAAUUGUAUUAAUAAAAUAGUUUAAAGUCCUUUUUUAUAAUUGUUUUAUUUGAAUAUACUUUAAAAUUAAAAAUAAUGAAAUCCGAAAAAUUUAUAUCACAAGUUUUUUUUACUUUUUUCAGAAUAAUAAUAUAACAAUGGUAUUUACCAUUAUUUUAUUUUAAUUAUAAAUUAUCAUUUUGUUUUUAUUAUAUUUAUGAUGUAUAAUUUUAAUAAUAAUAAUAUAUAUCUAUAAUGCGACUAAUAUCACUUGCAUUUAUUAUUUGAAUAUAAAUGUUGUGAGCAUUUUUAUUAUUUCUGUCAUUACAUUUAUUUUUAUGAAUUUUAAAUAAUAUAAAUGCAAAAUAUAUAAAGUAGAAAAACAUGUAAAUUCGUCGCGAGGUAAUCGAUAAUUAGUAUUACGUCAUGAUCAUAAUCGAAAAUAUUAAAUUAUAUAUUAAAAUUAUAAUAUAUAAUUAAAUAUAUAUAAUUAACUGCAUUUAAAUAUAGCUCAAUAUUAUUGGUUUGCUAGAUGGCAUUCAAAAUUAAGAAUGAUCAUAAGUUAUAAGGCUCCUUUUUGAUUCUCAUAAUCAGUUAUUUUAAAUACUCAAUAAUAGCAAUAAUUGAUGUGUUCCCUAAAUGUUACAAAAUUUUAUCAUCCUUCCUAACCACUCUUGAACUCCUGUCAACGUGGUUGGAUUGCCACAAGAUCCUUGUCGCACAAAAUUUAGAGAUUGCAAGUUUAAAAUAAUUUUAUGUAUUGUGGUACUGUGUAUGCCCCUUUAGAAAAAGUUAAGCCUUAAAAAUUGUGCAGAAACAGAAUUAUAAUUAUAUAAUUGCACUAUGUAAUAUAUAAGCAUACUUUUUGAAGAUUGAAUAAAUGGUUUACAAAUAUUACCGAAUAUUAUUUCGAACAUGUCAGCAACUUUUACUUAAUAUCGAUUUUCCACG